GUAGUUCAGGAGGUCUCUGUAGGCAGAGUCACUUCCGCCCCAGGUACGCGAGGCCGUGGCCUUCGUUCCUCCCAGAAAGGUCUUUGACUUACCCUAGAAAAAGGAGAAAAUGACCAAAUUCCAGGAGAUGGUGACAUUCAAGGACGUGGCUGUGGUCUUCACAGAGGAGGAGCUGGGGCUACUGGAUUCUGCGCAGAGGAGGCUGUACCGAGAUGUGAUGCUGGAGAAUUUCAAGAACCUGCUCCUAGUGGCACAUCAGCCCUUCAAACCAGAUCUAAUAGCCCAGUUGGAGAAAGAAGAAAAUCUUCUGGUGGUGGAAACAGAAACCCUAAGAGAUGGGUGUUCAGGAAACAAGAAUCAACAAAAGAUGGAGAGUAUUCAAGAAGUGCGAUUAAGCUGCCUAUCUCCCAAAGAGCUUUCUUCCUGUCCUUGGCAACAAGGUGCCGAUGGGUUAAUCAGGUGUCAAGAUUCCAUGAAAAUUUUUCAAGAAAAGAAUUUCCAGUUACGAGAACAAGGUGAUUCCCUCUGCCAGGUUCAGGCAGGAAUACCAAUUCAUAUUUCUGAAGAUGAGAACUAUACAUUAACUCAUAUAGAAGAUGGUUCUAAUUAUAUAAAAAAUCGAGAGCUUCCUUCUUGGAGGGCCCAACAUUGUUGGAGGAAGAUGUAUCUGACACAGUCAUGUAAUUGUCAGUGUAAAUGUCAGCACAUUUUCAUAAAAAAUAAUUUCUGUAAGUGUAACAGCAUCAGUUGGAUCUCACGUCACAAAGAUAAUCUAGGAGUCCACAGAAAAGAAAAAAAUUACAGCUGUCAUGACUGUGGAGAAGAUGCCAUGAAGGUAUCCUUACUUAAUCAGGACUCAAUUCACAUGAGGCAAAAUCCCUUCCCCUGCACUGAGUAUAGAAAAGCCUUCAGUAAUAACUCCUGCUCUGAAGUUCAUCAGCAGUUUCAGUUGGCUAAAAAGCCCUAUACAUACGGUCCAUGUAGACAGUUCUAUAGGAAUAGUUCAGUUCUUCAUAUUCAUCAGAAUAUUCAGAGAGAAGAUGAUGUUGAGAGCUCACAUCUGCAGUCCCAUCACAGAGAGCAUACAGAGAAGAAACCACGUAAAUAUAGUGAAUAUGGUGAGAAUUUAAAUCAAUACUCCUCUGUUAAUACGUAUGAACUUACCCACACAGGGGAGAUGUCCUAUAGGUGCAAUAUUUAUGAAAAAGCCUUUAAUCAUAGCUUAGACCCUAAUAGUGUUUUUAGAUUUGAAACUAGAGAGGAACCCCCUGAAUAUGAGGAGAGUGGGAAUGUCUUUAAUGAGAAUUCAUGUCUUCAAGUCCAUGAGAAAAUUCACACUAAAGAGAAACUCUACACAAGUAUAGAGUAUGGGAAGGGUUUCAUUUGUGGUUCAAAUCUUAGCAUUCAACAUAGCGUUCACAUGAAAGGGAAUCCCUAUAAUUCUGAGGAGUAUGGUAAUGGCUUCAAUCUAGCCUCACAUUUUCAAGAUCUUCAGAUAGUCCACAAUAGGGAACAACCCUAUAAACAUUAUGUCUGGAGUAACAACUUCAGUCGAAAUUUGUAUCUUCAAGGCCAUCAGAAAAUUAACAUUGGAGAGAAAACUUACAAGGAGUGUGGGAAUGUCUUCAACUGGAGUACAAAAUUUAAAGAUCAUCAGAGAGUUCACACUGGACAGAAGCCAUACAAAUGCAAUGCAUGUGGCAAAAGCUUCAGUCAUAGAUCAGUUCUUAAUGUUCAUCAGAGAGUCCACACAGGAGAGAAGCCUUACAAAUGUGAAGAGUGUGAUAAGGGAUUCAGCCGGAGUUCAUACCUUCAAGCCCAUCAGAGAGUCCACACUGGAGAAAAACCAUACAAAUGUGAGGAAUGUGGGAAGGGUUUCAGUCGGAAUUCAUACCUUCAAGGCCAUCAGAGAGUUCACACUGGAGAAAAACCAUACAAGUGUGAGGAGUGUGGUAAGGGCUUCAGUAGGAGUUCACACCUUCAAGGCCAUCAGAGAGUCCACACUGGAGAAAAACCAUUCAAAUGUGAUGAGUGUGGGAAAGGGUUCAGUUGGAGCUUUAAUCUUCAGAUUCAUCAGAGAGUUCACACAGGAGAAAAACCCUAUAAAUGUGGAGAAUGUGGUAAAGGCUUCAGUAAGGCCUCAACUCUUUUGGCCCAUCAGAGAGUCCACACAGGGGAAAAGCCAUACCAAUGUGAUGAGUGUGGUAAGAGCUUCAGUCAGAGAUCAUAUCUUCAAAGUCAUCAGAGUGUCCACUCUGGAGAGAGACCAUAUAUAUGUGAGGUAUGUGGGAAAGGCUUCAGUCAGAGAGCCUAUCUUCAAGGUCAUCAGAGAGUGCACACUAGAGUGAAACCAUAUAAAUGUGAGAUGUGUGGAAAAGGCUUUAGUCAAAGUUCACGCCUUGAAGCACAUCAGAGGGUACACACAGGAGGGAAACCAUAUAAAUGUGAAGUGUGUACAAAGGGCUUUAGUGAGAGUUCACGCCUUCAAGCACAUCAGAGAGUUCAUGCAGAAGGGAGACCCUAUAAAUGUGAACAGUGUGGUAAAGGUUUCAGUGGGUAUUCAAGUCUUCAAGCCCACCAUAGAGUCCACACUGGGGAGAAACCAUACAAAUGUGAGGUAUGUGGAAAGGGCUUCAGUCAGAGGUCAAAUCUUCAAGCUCAUCAGCGAGUUCACACAGGAGAGAAACCAUACAAAUGUGAUGCAUGUGGUAAGGGUUUUCGUUGGAGCUCAGGUCUUCUAAUUCAUCAAAGAGUCCAUAGUGGUGAUAAAUUCUAUAAAAGUGAAGUGUAUGGUAAGGAUUACCCUUCAGCAGAGAAUCUACACAGAAAUGAAGAUUCUGUUUUGUUUUGAAGUCAUUAAGUAGGAGCUGACAUUUUCUAGUCACUAGAGUAUUUUAAAUGGUAAAAUAAUCUUGUAAAAAUGAAAAU
Molecule: messenger RNA, 2928 nt
Organism: Otolemur garnettii (small-eared galago)
Lineage: Eukaryota; Metazoa; Chordata; Mammalia; Primates; Galagidae
Gene: ZNF112
Product: zinc finger protein 112
Exons: 5
Coding region: 110-2851 (913 amino acids)
Biological process (GO): regulation of transcription by RNA polymerase II
Molecular function (GO): RNA polymerase II cis-regulatory region sequence-specific DNA binding; DNA-binding transcription factor activity, RNA polymerase II-specific
Source: RefSeq, a predicted model, not a curated record